This is a messenger RNA of Rhagoletis zephyria (snowberry fruit fly), 1469 nucleotides long. RefSeq lists its product as uncharacterized. Lineage: Eukaryota; Metazoa; Arthropoda; Insecta; Diptera; Tephritidae. The record is from RefSeq and is a predicted model, not a curated record.
AUGAAUUUUAAACGUUCGUUCGCAUUGGGGCACACAUUCGUAUUCCUACUCUUUGCUGUGAUCAACGCUGAGGUUGGUAGCCCUCGUGAAGUCAGCUACACCAAUUCAUCAAUGCACUCCACUACAAAGGAAAUAUAUUCCACCAACGUAUUGAGACCGAAAGCUAAUCCUUCAAAAUCCAGUGCAUCGAACAGCUACAGCGAUGACACCGGUACAACAACGCUACGCCCCGCCGUGGAACGUAUUUUCUCACGCAAGAAACGCUUUCUGCUUGCACCGCCCGGUACGCGUCUCAAAUUAACGCUGCAAAUGAGCAAAAAACUACUCGCCAACUAUCCGACGGGAUUCACCUUCAAUAUCGAAUUGGCCGUGUACUAUCCCAUGAUUACCAGUCGCCUAGACUUGAUACCCAAGCGUUUGCGUCCGACAACAACUGCGAAACCUAAAGCAAAGGGGCCAACUGCUCCUUUGAUCGUGCAGAUUCCUGGCUCACUGAUACGUUACAAAGCAAAACCGGCUACCAAACCGCCUCUAGUGCAGCGCAUUGACGAGUCUGGCCAAAUGCUGCAGUGGGUGGACACAAAGCCGGCGCCGCCCACCUCAACUGUCUCACAAUAUUACACGCAACCGCUUAAGUGGCAGCAAUGGUCCAAAUAUGGCGCACCAGGCUAUGCGCAGCGUUACGAAUGGACACCGGCAAAACAGUGGCCGCAAAAGCAGCCCGCUUGGUUGGCGCAGAACUCUAAGUGGCGUAAGUGGUCCACUACGUCUGCGCCGUGGGCGGCGAACAAGCGGUGGCAGCAAAAGCCUAGCAAAUGGCAGCAAUGGGGGAAUGCGCCUGCUACUGGCGGCAAAUGGUUGAAACAUGCACAUUGGCAACGCGACGCACCCAUGGAUGGGUUAGCAAAUAUCAGUGAAAAUGAUGUUGUGAAACGUGACGUGGAUGGUGGAGCGGAGAGUGCAAUCAACUCGGAUCAAUUGCUAGAUGAACUAGAUGAAAUAGAGCCCAUGUAUGUACAUUUCCCUGAAUUGGAGGAGCAUUAUGAAUGGAAACAUUAUCACAGCUAUCGUGAUCGUAGGCAAUUGUACCAUCAGCUAGAUGGACUGAGUGGCAUUCUUGGGAUCGACUUGAAAUCCUGUGUUUUGCGCGCCAUCUGUGAUUGUAAACGCUUUUUGCUACCGCCAGGAUACUCAAUGGUGCAGGAUAUACUACGGCAAAUUUUUACCUUUCCUACCAAAAGUGGCCUAGAAGAUGAGUACAGCCGCAUAGUGCAACUGGAUUAUGAGAAAUGCGAUAGUGAACUGAGAUCAGCAUGUCCUUUUAAUUUGCUUGCCUGGCUAAUGCGACAGAAUCAAGAUUAAAAAAAUAUGCCGUAUUUAACAAAAGAUUUGUGAUGACCCAAAUAAAUAUGAAUUGCUAAAAAAAAAUCGCUCUUUAAAUAUUUUUCAUUAAAUAAACCAUGUAUGUA